CGUCAGAUCGUUGUCGAUGACUGUUACGUCAGAAGGAACAGCGAAAGAACAAAAUGGAGGAGUAUGCCAGAGAACCAUGCCCCUGGAGAAUUGUGGACGACUGUGGGGGAGCCUUCACCAUGGGGGCAAUCGGUGGAGGAAUAUUCCAGGCAGUAAAAGGAUUCAGGAAUGCUCCCUCAGGGAUGAGUCACAGAAUGAGGGGUAGCAUGACUGCCAUCAAAACCAGAGCCCCACAGCUUGGAGGAAGCUUUGCAGUAUGGGGAGGCCUCUUCUCCAUGAUUGACUGUGGUUUAGUAAAAGUACGAGGGAAGGAAGAUCCCUGGAACUCAAUCACCAGCGGGGCCAUGACGGGAGCCAUCCUCGCUGCAAGAAAUGGACCAGUAGCCAUGGUUGGCUCUGCUGCCAUGGGAGGUAUCCUGCUAGCUUUGAUAGAGGGGGCUGGCAUCUUGCUCACUAGAUUUGCCUCUUCACAGUUCCCAACUGGGCCACAGUUUGCAGAGGAACCGGCCCCUGCUUCCAUGCCCUCCCCUUCAUUCGGAGACUACAGACAAUAUCAGUGAGAGAGGACUCCACGGUGCUCAAUCAUUAGCCUUUUUUUGAAUUCCUUGCUGAGGUUGUGAAGAAGAAAUGGAGAUGUUAAAAACCACACAUAAAACGAUAGCAACUGCACCAACCUUCAUGGACUAAGUCAGAGAAGCAAAGGACAAACUCAUCUUCAUUUUCCUUCUUUCAGGAGCCAUGUACGGAUCUGCCUUUUUGCCAUUCUCAGCCUUGUCAUGUGCAUCUCUUCCACCUAACACUGGUUAAAUACAGACAUGUGGUGAGAUCUGUAAUAGAACAUUUGUAGGGACGAGAUGUGUUUAUAUAUAUAUAUUUUCUGCUACUUCAUGUAGCCCAAACAAGAGGGAGUUUAAGUCUGACCAUGUCUGGAUAGUGUUGAAUAUAAGAAAUACAUGUCACAGAUGGAUUCUAUAGAGGUAUAACAUAUGUGUAAAUACAGUAAAGGCUUUCUUCUUGUAUCCACUCAGUCUGUCUUUGCUUUGAAUAAGUCACAUGCUUGGGCUGGCCAUUGACUGCUCUCUGGCCUGUUUAUUCUAUUCAGAGUUAUGAAGGCAAACCCCAAAACAAACAAUGCUAUUUCUAGGUUAUUAGUCUCUUUUAAAGUGAUUUAUUUAUUUAAGGAUGUAAAGAAUAUGUUCUAUUUUAUGUGACAGUGCUUUUACAUUCAACACAAAUGGGUGGAAAUGGCUGUUAGUGACAAAGGAUGGCAUAGGCACGACAAAUGAAUGGAGAAACUCAAGCAAGGGAUUGAUACAUACUGUUUUAAAUCUGUUUGACAGAUUGUACUAUGAUAAAAAAUAAAGAAACAAAUUGUAAAGUG
Molecule: messenger RNA, 1381 nt
Organism: Cheilinus undulatus (humphead wrasse)
Lineage: Eukaryota; Metazoa; Chordata; Actinopteri; Labriformes; Labridae
Gene: timm17a
Product: translocase of inner mitochondrial membrane 17 homolog A (yeast)
Exons: 6
Coding region: 54-560 (168 amino acids)
Biological process (GO): protein import into mitochondrial matrix
Cellular component (GO): TIM23 mitochondrial import inner membrane translocase complex; mitochondrial inner membrane
Molecular function (GO): transmembrane protein transporter activity
Source: RefSeq, a predicted model, not a curated record